UAUUUGCUGUUUUCUUUAGAGGUUGUGGGUUAAGUACACAUGGGAAUACGCGAAAAUAAAAAAAUCUGAUUUCAUAUAGUUUUGAUCUGUUAAGAAGCGACUUAGAAAAAGCUUAAUGUCUGCAUGUAGAACAUCAGCAUGUAGAAUAAAAGCAUAGAAAAAAUUGAUUUAUGAUGGAAAAUUAGUUUACAAAACAUCAAAUAUGACAAAUGGUUCUGGAUGCAUAAAAUUCAUGAGUUGAGAAAAAAAAGUCUUAAAUCUAGAACAUGAAUUGAUUUAUAAAUAUGAUGUUUUUUGUUACAUGUAUUCAGACAUAAAAUACAUAAAUCAGUUUUUUAUUAUAUUGACACAGAAACAAACGACCUACAUUUUUCAGAGUACCACUUGAUUUUAUUUCAAAUUUACAAAAUGAGCAUAAGAAAGAAACAUAUUCUUGUACUUGACAUUUCCUGAGGAAUUUGUGACAUAACUGAAACCAUCCAUCCAUCCGUCCAUCCAUCCAUCCAUCCAUCCAUCCAUCCAUCCAUCCAGGUUUGGAAGCAGGUCAUUCCAGACGUCCUUCUCCCCAGUACUGCUUUCUAGUUCCUCUUGGGGAAUCUCAAGGUGUUUCCAGGCCACAUGAGACCCUUUUGUUUCUAUCUGAGGCCUCAUCUCAAAGAGCCUCCAAAGGAAGGAGACAUCCUAAUCAGAUGGCCAGACGACUUCUGUUGGCCCCUUUUGACAUGAAGGAGCAGCAACUUUACUCUGAAAUUAAUCACAGAAAUGCUGCUCUCCACUAUUGACCACCUACCUCAUGUACAUGAGGUGUAAAUAAUACUAAUUGGUAACAACUUGAUUUGCACUCAAUUCUGGUUCACUGUGAUUUUGCACAAAGAACUCUGGUUUAAUUUAACAUGUUCUUUUACACAAAGUUGUGCACAGUAGCUAAAUGCUUAUUUUACUUCUGUAACCUGUUGCACUUGUUUAAAUGUGAGCUUGUUUGCUUUUUUGUAAGUACUUUGAUUCAGAUUCAGAUAAGAUCAGAUUCGCUUUAAUGUCAUUGCAACGAGUACAACGAAAAGUAAGGUGCAGGCCUUUCAGAGCAAAAAAAUAUUUUAAAAAUUGUUAACAACUAUAUACAACAUAAUAUAAAUAUAUAUAAACUCUAUAUAAAGAUGAUUUUAGAGCAAAGAAAACACUUGAGUCAAAUUCCUUGUAAGUGCUCACUUAUCAAUAAAGCUGAUUGAUUGAUUGGUUGUUAUUUAUACCAUAGAUACGUAUAAUAAAGUCUUUAUUACACAUAUCUAUGGUUAAUUCUGGGAGCAGAGCAGACUUUGAACCCGUUGCCAUGGCAGCGCUACUGUCUCUUUAAGAGACCCGGAAGUGCUUCUCCGCCGUGUGUUCACUGGUCGCGGGUUCCAAACAGACAGCUGAGCUCCCUCCCGGCGAUGAUCUCCCCCCCUGUGAUCCGGGCUCUCCGCGGCAGUGUGAGGUGCUGGCGACACCGGGCGGUCCUCAGAGCGGCUCUGGAGGCCUCGGACGUGGGCGGCUGGCGCUGGUACUCGACCCCACUUCGCGGCGGUGUCCCGGGUAUGGACGAGAUACUGGCGAGGGUCGUCGCACCUUUACCUUCAUACGAGACGAGAGACAAGUCCCCCCCUCCUCCCGAGUCCAACAGCCUGGAGUUCAUGCACUUCUACAAGAGUCUCGACAAGGAAGACAAAGUGGGCUUCCUGUCCAAGCUGUCGCAGGACUUCGGCGUGGACCACAGGAGCGUGUCGGAGCUCUCCGUCAAGCUGCUGGACACGCAGCUGCGCGACCAGGCGACCAUCUUACAGGUCGAGGACAGGAUCCGGUACAACCUGACUCCCCGGUACAAGCAGCUGCUCGGUCACAUAAGCAGGGUCGAGGGGGGCGUGAAGUUUCUGGUGGACCUCCGAGCUGACUUGCUUGAGAUAAUCGCGUCCAAAACAAGCGAGAGCCCGCACAUCAGGGAACUGAACGGCACGCUGAAGGGCUUGCUGUCCGAGUGGUUCUCCGUGGGUCUGCUCCGGCUUGAGAGGAUCACCUGGCAGUCGCCCUGCGAGAUCCUGCAGAAGAUCAGCCAGUAUGAAGCGGUGCACCCUGUGAGGAACUGGACGGACCUGAAGCGCCGAGUGGGACCGUACCGCCGCUGUUACGCCUUCACUCACGCCGCAAUGCCAGGAGAGCCCCUGGUUGUUCUACACGUGGCCCUCACCGAAGACAUCGCCGAUAACAUACAGAGCAUUGUCCGCGAGUUCGCCACCCUGGACUCAGAGGAGGAUGUGAAUAAGAUCAAUGCAGCCAUCUUCUACUCCAUCUCUUCGACCCAGGCUGGCCUGCAAGGAGUGGAGCUGGGCAACUACCUCAUCAAGAGGGUGGUGCGAGAGCUGCAGAGCGAGUUCCCUCACAUGGCCCAGUUCUCCAGCCUGUCGCCCAUCCCGGGCUUCUCCUCCUGGCUCCAAGGCCUGCUCGCCCAGUACAGGAAGGAGGGCCGGGGCUCCGACCUCCUCUCCGAGCAGGAGUGGCGGGAGGUGGAGCAGGCCGUCGACUCGACCCCGGGGCCGCCGACCGUCGACUCGCUCCGCAAGCUCAUCGGCACCAGCGAGUGGAUGCAUUCGGAGAGGCUGUCCGGCGUCCUGGAGCCCGUCCUGAUGCGUCUCUGCGCCUGGUACCUCUACGGGGAGAAGCGGCGAGGCUACGCUCUGAACCCGGUGGCGAACUUCCACCUGCAGAACGGCGCCACCAUGUGGAGGCUCAACUGGCACGCCGACAGCAGCCCCAGGGGCGUCGCCAACUCCUGCGGCAUCAUGGUGAACUAUCGCUACUUCCUGAGCGAGACGUCUAAAAACAGCGCGCUCUACCUGCAGAACAAGGUCAUCGCGGCGUCGGAGCAGGUGCUGGGGCUGGUGUCCCAAUUUCAGAAGAACAGCAAACUGUGAGAAAGACACGAGAACACAGCCGAUGUUCUUUUGUCGCGCUCGGCGGCAAUAACACGUCGACUGGCGAAUAUCAUUUUGUUAAAUUUGUUCUUGAUAUUAGGAACAGUUCAGCAAAUAUCCAACAAAAAAAGACAAAACAAUAGCUUGAGGAGCAUGACUAAAUGGAUGAUAUUAUUUUUGAAUUGAAAUUAGACCAUUUCUUACAUGGCGUAGCUCAUCCCAUCUGCUGUCUGCCUCAUUAGAUUUCUGGCCAAAGCUGUUUGAUAUUGUGUAAGUGAUUCCCAGGACAGCCUGCGGCUAAUGAAGCACACGGCAUCUAUCAGCGCCAUAGCAUGUUCCUGUGUGCGUCGAUGGUGGAGCAGGAGCGACGAGGGAGCGCAGCUACCACAAUAAAUGAUGCUUAGAUUCUUUCAUUUGGCUCAACUGUCUCACUGUAAACAUGUCAGAGAAUAGAGGGAGGACUGGAUUGUGCCUUUUUCCUUUUUUUUUUUUUUUUGUGGUUGGGUUUAUCUACACCUGCUGUUUCACUGCCUUCUCCCACUAAAGCUCAAUACACAAAGGUAUGAAAUCACAGACUGGAAAUAUUAUUUCAUAUUAAAUAACUCUAAACAAAA
Messenger RNA from Stegastes partitus (bicolor damselfish), 3556 nucleotides. RefSeq names its product malonyl-CoA decarboxylase (gene mlycd). Gene Ontology annotation, biological process: malonyl-CoA catabolic process; fatty acid biosynthetic process; acetyl-CoA biosynthetic process. NCBI's taxonomy places the organism in Eukaryota, Metazoa, Chordata, Actinopteri, Pomacentridae. The record is from RefSeq and is a predicted model, not a curated record. Gene Ontology annotation, cellular component: peroxisomal matrix; mitochondrial matrix. The transcript has 5 exons. Gene Ontology annotation, molecular function: malonyl-CoA decarboxylase activity. The coding region runs from base 1428 to 2942 and encodes 504 amino acids.